This is a messenger RNA of Xenia sp. Carnegie-2017, 2071 nucleotides long. Its product is annotated as sorting nexin-18-like. The transcript has 17 exons. Gene Ontology annotation, molecular function: phosphatidylinositol binding; protein binding. Lineage: Eukaryota; Metazoa; Cnidaria; Anthozoa; Malacalcyonacea; Xeniidae. Gene Ontology annotation, cellular component: cytoplasmic vesicle; plasma membrane. Bases 254 to 1828 code for a protein of 524 amino acids. Gene Ontology annotation, biological process: endocytosis; endosomal transport; plasma membrane tubulation. The record is from RefSeq and is a predicted model, not a curated record.
UCAAAAACCUGCAAAAAAAAGUGAGUAGUCUGUACGUUAUAAAAGGGAUAAAUGAAAGCAUGUUAAAAAUUGUGCAAAGGCGUAAUUUUCCUCAGAUAUUACACUAAAAUAUGUAAACUACGAGGUCAGUGAUAGCGAUUGUGUGUAUAAAAUGAAAGUCAUUAUUUAAAGGAAGUGUUGAACUGGAACAGUUAGACGGCAGGCGCUGUGGCUUCUUAAAUAUAGAAAAACAACUUGAUGCACUUAUAAAUAAAUGGCGUUCAAGGUCAAAGUGUUAUACGAUUUCGAAGGAGAAGCGGCGAAUGGCGAACUCACUAUCAGCGAAAACGAAAUUCUGACCGUUACGGACCAGAAUGUCGGUGAUGGAUGGUGGGAAGGAGUUAACGCGUCUGGAAAAAAAGGAUUGUUUCCUGAAUCAUACGUUGAGACAAUAACCAACAAUGCUCCAUCAGUGGUCCCAAAGGCUCCUCUUCGUUCACAGAGUACAGUAUCUGGUGAUGAUAGUUGGGAUGAUGAAACAGAUGGUGAAAAUGAGCCAGCAUCUAUAGGGUCUAGCAGCACCAGCAAUUCUUUAGAAGUCAAUGGUGAAGCUAGAUUAAGGUCAAUGACUUCAGGCAAGACAAUGAAGAAAAGCUUCAACAGAUUUUCAGUAUUUGUGAAGUCAGGAGGAGAAUCCUUUUUACUUGGGACAACAGCAGUUGAAAAUAACUCAAUAAAAGCCAAUGAUGUGGCGUUAAUUGUGGAAACCAGUGAAGGUGUGCGAUGGGAGGCAAUACAAGAUCCAUUCACUUGUCUUGUCACUCAACCAGAGAAGAAAAGUAAAUUUAAAGGAAUGAAGCAUUUUAUUGCAUACAACGUCACUCCAUCUAGUACAAAUGUUGCUGUAAGUCGUCGAUUCAAGCAUUUUGAUUGGCUCUACGAUAGAUUGGUGGAGAAAUUCACGUGUUUGUCAAUUCCUCGAAUACCUGAGAAGCAAAUUACAGGAAAAUAUGCCGAGGACUUCGUCGAGAAACGCCGUGAAAGAUUGGAAAAAUGGUUAAACCGUUUAUGUCGUCAUCCUCUGAUCUCAAACAGCGAAGUUUUCCAGCAUUUUCUUUUAUGCAAAGACGAUGAAAAGUUAUGGAAAGCUGGUAAACGAAAAGCCGAGAACGACAAGUUAUGUGGCGCUGCAUUCUUUCUUACAGUUCGCUGUCCUAGAACAAAUACAAAUAUAGACGAAGCAGAUGUGAAAAUUGAAGAAUUUUCGCUGUUCGUAAAGUCAAUGGAACAAAGCGUCCAUAGAUUUCUUGAAAGAUUCGAGUCUCUUUCUGUCAAGUAUACAGGAGUUUUCCAGAGCUCUUUUAAAAAGUUUGGUUCGUCGUUCACAAAUCUUAGUUCAGUAUUUGAACAACAUGGAAGCUCAAAUCGUCAUCCUUUAACUGACGCGAUUGCUCACACUGGACGAACAUUUGAUGAAAUUGGAGAUUUAUAUAAUGAACAGCCUCAAGUGGAUUUUAUUCCUUUCAUGGAGGAUCUUCACGAAUAUUCAGGAAUUUUAUCCACGUUUCCAGAAUUAAUUCAUGUUCACAAGUCCACCGUUGAAAAAGUGAAAGAUUGUGAAAAAAAACAAAAUGAACCGGAUAGCGAUGGGGCAAUACUAGAUGAAGUGUCAAAUCGAGCUAAUGUCAUUACAAACGUUAUGUUUUCGGAAAUAGAUCUGUUUCAUCAGCAACGAAUUGCUGACUAUAAAAAUAUGAUGCAACAAUUCUUACGUCAAGAAAUUCAGUUCUAUCAAGGGAUCGUGAAAAAGUUACAGGACUCAUUGCAAAUGUACGAAAAUGUAGUCUGAUGCUCAAUACUUCAUGUUACACAUGUCGCUAUUUACUUCAAUAUUACACAACAUGUAGUACUUUGAUAUAUACGCAGUAAAAGUUUAACCUCUUUAGUUAUUGUUAUUCAUAAAUCCAUCUCUAUUCAUAUUCGUAAAUACUUUUUGAUACAUUUUAAUUUUGCCAAAGUACUGGUUUAGGUAUUUUCACGUUCAUGUAAAUAAAUUGUAAACUUUGUCAAUAUAGUGUUUUGAUAACAUUUA